Messenger RNA from Perca flavescens (yellow perch), 818 nucleotides. Its product is annotated as ras-related protein ORAB-1. NCBI's taxonomy places the organism in Eukaryota, Metazoa, Chordata, Actinopteri, Perciformes, Percidae. Gene Ontology annotation, molecular function: GTPase activity; GTP binding. The transcript has 6 exons. Bases 188 to 796 code for a protein of 202 amino acids. The record is from RefSeq and is a predicted model, not a curated record.
UGUACUCCUGACAGCCAUAUUUGAUUCGAUUAUGCUGUUCUGGCUGCGACAACCAGUUUAGCCAGUUCCUGACCAAAAAAAACCCAAAACGGUGUAUUUUCUUCACUACGCAGCCAACUUUAAGGUUAACCUGCGACGAUAUCCAGCUGCAUUCACAGUAACAACAGUUUAUUACCCGUAGUCAACGAUGAAUCCAGAAUAUGACUAUUUAUUCAAACUGCUCCUGAUCGGUGAUUCUGGUGUCGGAAAGUCUUGUCUCCUCCUCCGGUUUGCAGAUGACACAUACACAGAGAGCUACAUUAGUACCAUCGGUGUGGACUUCAAGAUCAGGACCAUCGAGCUGGACGGGAAGACCAUAAAACUUCAGAUUUGGGACACGGCCGGCCAGGAACGGUUCCGCACCAUCACGUCCAGUUACUACAGAGGAGCUCACGGCAUUAUAGUAGUUUACGAUGUGACGGAUCAGGAGUCCUUCAAUAAUGUCAAACAGUGGCUGCAGGAGAUCGACCGCUACGCCAGCGAGAACGUCAACAAGCUGCUAGUAGGCAACAAGUGUGACCUCACAACAAAGAAGGUUGUGGAUUACACCACGGCUAAGGAAUUUGCCGACAACUUGGGAAUCCCCUUCCUGGAGACGAGCGCCAAGAGCGCCACCAACGUGGAGCAGGCUUUCAUGACCAUGGCGGCCGAGAUCAAGAAGAGGAUGGGCCCCGGGGCCACCGCCAACUCCUCGGAGAAGUCCAACGUCAAGAUCCAGAGCAAGCCGGUCAACACCUCGUCCGGAGGCUGCUGCUGAGGACCCCCCACCACCAACCCCA